Molecule: messenger RNA, 531 nt
Organism: Vicia villosa (hairy vetch)
Lineage: Eukaryota; Viridiplantae; Streptophyta; Magnoliopsida; Fabales; Fabaceae
Exons: 1
Coding region: 1-531 (176 amino acids)
Source: RefSeq, a predicted model, not a curated record
AUGACUAAGGGGUAUAAAGCUAUUAUAGGCGAGUCUAAUGCAGUGGAUUGGUACCAUAUGCUGUGCCACAGUAUCGCUAGACCUCGAGCCAAGAUGAUCCUUUGGCUGGCCAUUCAGGAUAGACUUCCAACAAAAUAUAAACUAUACAAGCUUGGUAUGAUUCAGCACCAACGAUGUGAGCUUUGUGAUGGAGAAGAUGAGAGCCUUGAUCAUCUUCUGUUUCGGUGUCCCCAAACUGUGAGAAUAUGGAAUGAUUUAUUGCAUUGGUUGGAUAUUAAAGAUACCUAUAGUUUGAACUUUGAUUGGAUGAAGAAGAUAACUAAAGGCAAAGGUAUAAAGAGGAGUAUCCUGAAAGCUGUGAGUACUGAGGUAGUUUCCAGCAUAUGGAUGUAUAGAAACCACAAAACAUUUGGCAAUAUGGGUCUAUAUAGCAACACUGAUAGUAUCAUCACACAUAUACAAGAUAUUAUAGUUUAUAGAGGGUGGAUGAAAUCCACCUAUAGAAAACACAUAGCUAAUCUCAUUAUGUAA